Messenger RNA from Ochotona princeps (American pika), 1104 nucleotides. RefSeq names its product transmembrane epididymal protein 1-like. The coding region runs from base 25 to 828 and encodes 267 amino acids. The transcript is spliced from 2 exons. The record is from RefSeq and is a predicted model, not a curated record. NCBI's taxonomy places the organism in Eukaryota, Metazoa, Chordata, Mammalia, Lagomorpha, Ochotonidae.
UCUGGGCAGAGCUGCUUGGGACCAAUGGGUGGUUUUGAGGGGCACCUGUACCCGGGGCUGUCCUUUUUCCUCUAUGGGCUCCAUCAUGCACAGCUGUUCUCCAGGGCCCUGAUAUGCAACUCACCUGCCCAGCACCCACCAUGCGGUGCCCGGGGCAGGGGGCCGUGGGCAAGACUUUGGCAGGUGUGCGAUGUAGGCUUGGUCAAGAUUCUCAGUGCCUGCAUCUUGGUGGCCCAGGAACUGCACAGCCUCCCCAGACCGUUCGCAUUGCUGACCAAGAGGUACCACCAAAGGGACUUCCUGUUCCGUAAGCAGUGGCAGCACAUCACCCUCUACGCUGCCUUCCUGCUCAGUGGCUGUGUAGACGUGGCCAGCCAGCACGUGCUGGCAUGCCGCUGCGUGGCGCUGGAGCAGGGUGCCCAGGCCCUGGGCAUGGCCGUGCUCCUGCCUCUGAUGCUGUCCCACAUGCAGGACACGGAGGGCGUGGAGCUGAGGUCUCACCUGCUGCUCACACAGGUCAUGUUCUUGCUCACACUGGUGCUGACCGCAGAGCUGUGGGUCCCCAGCGAGCUGCGGCUGCGGGCGCUAAAAGCCUUCCUGUGCGCCCUCAGCGGCUCCUGGCUCAUGCAGCUGGCCUUCAUGCUGUAUCGGCCCAUGUCAGGCUACAAGUGGAUGGACGAUGACCACAAUGACCUUGCAUUCGUCACCACUGCCUUCUGCUGCCAUGUGACCUGUGUGGCCAUCCUGAUGCUCUGGAUCCAUGGCUGCUGCUGGGUGUGCCGUGUCUCCCCUGGACCCAUGUGGCCUGUUCCCCAUGUGCUCCCCUGAGCCCCCAGUCCACUUUCAGAAGGGAUGUAGGUGAGUGAUCUCAAAUCCUGGAACACUGGACCCUGAGUGCCAGCUUCCCUUACCCCCGGGUAGGGCAGGGGUCAGACACCUCAUGGGGACGGAGCAGAACAGGGGUCCUGAGGGCUCACCACCCUCCCACUUCCUGUCUGCUUCUGGGGGUGUCCUUUGGUUCUGGGUGGAGGUGCUGCUGCCGAGGGCUGCACCUCACACCUGGAGCUGGGGAUAAGCCUCCAGGUGCAGUGCUUCCAGGGUGCU